AUGGACACCUACGACAGCUGGGCGCAUAGAGGCCCCGUUGUCGUUGCUACACUCGCUCUCGGGUACGGCAUCAACAUCGGUCACAUUAGGGACGUAUUCAUGUAUGGGCUCCCAUCUCACGCCCUGGUUGCCAAGCAAGAGGCAGGGCACGCAGGACGUGAUGGACGGGCGGUGCAAAUCUGGUUCCUUGACCAGAAGGACAUUUACCAAGUUCGGGAAGACCAUGACGCUCUGCUCGGUGCCACCAAGUUCAUCUCAUGUGUGUGCAAAGGGGAUUGCAUCCGCCACUUCUUCCACGAGUUCUUUGAUGGUGAAAAGAAGACCUGCAUUGACAUCCCAAACACGGAGCUGUGCUCUCGUUGCAAAAAGCUUUGCCAGCAGGAUUACCCAGAAGAGCUCCCGACCGCUGUACUACCCUAG
Molecule: messenger RNA, 420 nt
Organism: Punctularia strigosozonata HHB-11173 SS5
Lineage: Eukaryota; Fungi; Basidiomycota; Agaricomycetes; Corticiales; Punctulariaceae
Exons: 1
Coding region: 1-420 (139 amino acids)
Biological process (GO): double-strand break repair via homologous recombination
Cellular component (GO): cytoplasm; chromosome
Molecular function (GO): four-way junction helicase activity; 3'-5' DNA helicase activity
Source: RefSeq, a predicted model, not a curated record